UCUUGCUUCACUCUAGAAGGCAACGGGUGACAGAUCUCUGUGGCUAGAUAUCAGCCAGCAAGCAACACAAAAAUGGCGUUCACAUUCGCGGCCUUUUGUUACAUGCUUGCGUUAUUGCUUACGGCCGCUCUCAUUUUCUUCGCUAUUUGGCAUAUCAUUGCAUUUGAUGAACUGAAGACUGAUUACAAGAAUCCGAUAGACCAAUGUAACACAUUAAAUCCGCUGGUACUCCCGGAGUAUCUCAUCCAUGUGUUCUUCUGCGUGAUGUUCCUGUGUGCUGCAGAGUGGCUCACCCUCGGCCUCAACAUGCCGCUGCUGGCCUACCACGUCUGGAGGUAUACGAGCAGGCCGGUGAUGAGUGGUCCAGGCCUCUAUGAUCCAACUACGAUCAUGAACGCUGACGUCUUGGCCUACUGUCAAAAGGAGGGCUGGUGCAAACUGGCCUUCUACCUCCUCUCCUUCUUCUACUAUCUCUACGGGAUGAUCUAUGUGUUGGUGAGCUCUUAGAGGGGAAAGAUCUGCAUGUCGGAGAUAAAACUGGUUUUAGUGGCCGCAGGAGAAGUGGGAUCUGCUGCGAAGACCGACCAUUCAAGAUGGCUGCCGUUUAAGAGGCUGGAUUGACUCUCAACACCAAUGCAGUGUGCCAUUACUAUACAAAAACAUUUCUCCCUUUUUUUCCCCCCCUUAAAUGAAUAUUGUCGGUUUCAGUCGCAGCUGUCCUCUCGUUCAGCAGUCAACACAAUGCUUUUUGAGAGGAAGAAUGACCGACCUCAGAAUCGUUCGUUUCCAUUAUUUCAUGCUUUUAACAUUUUUAUUUAAUAAUCCCUACUUUUGACUGAACAAAUGUGCAUUGUCAGUUAAUAGUAAGCAGGCUGCUCUGAAUCUAACACUUAAUUGACUAUUAGGAAAUGUGGAUUUGAAUUAGAUGCCAAGCUUUUAAAAUGUAUUUAAGGUAUGCAAUGGGGGGGGGGGUUUAUCAUAAUUACAUAGUAAAAUAGUUCUUGCCCAGACACAUUUAAAACUUGAACUCACCUAAAUGGGUAUAAAGGGUCGAGUAGUCUUCAUCAUCGGAUGGAAAACGUGUUGCAUAGACGAGGGCCAUUAGUAUGGUUGUUUUAGGUUUGCCAUGCUUUCUGGUCGUCUCAUUCUACUUUUAUAGCCCUUGUCAUACAUCCUCGCUUUAACAGGUGUUUCCCCCCCCCCCCCUCUUGUCAGUAGAUGCUGCGUGAAGCUAUAGAAAUCCCAAGAAGUGAUUUCAUGAAAAGUUCCUUAUGAGGAAUAUCUGUAACCAUUUGAACCUGUUAUGAGCUCAAAGAAAAACCAAUUCCAUAAUUUUAAUUUAGUUCCCCCCUCCCAUCUAAACAACCAACUCCAUUAUGUUCUGUUAGUCCCCCCCCCCACCUUGAAUGUUUCACUCCAAUUACAUUACAACCUGACACGGAUGUUGCUGGAGCAGUGAUGUUUUAUUUUCCUCCAAGUACUUACAGAUUGUGGGAUUACUCUAUAAAAAGAAUGUUAUCUAAGUAUUUUCUGUAUUUACCAGUUUUCCCACCCUGUAAAAUCAGAGGUUGGCAUGUGUGUUUUACAUCCAUAUUUUUUUGGGGGGGCUUUAACUUCAAUGUAUUUAUACUAGAGUAGCUCAUUUCACCUAGUGAAUGACAACUUGAAUUAUGAAUCCAAAUAAACCUACCCCUACUAUACUCUGUA
Molecule: messenger RNA, 1707 nt
Organism: Salvelinus namaycush (lake trout)
Lineage: Eukaryota; Metazoa; Chordata; Actinopteri; Salmoniformes; Salmonidae
Product: protein cornichon homolog 1-like
Exons: 5
Coding region: 73-507 (144 amino acids)
Biological process (GO): vesicle-mediated transport
Source: RefSeq, a predicted model, not a curated record